UUAUUUUUUUCUGAAAAAACAUUACAGAGCGUGAGCCAGGGUGGGUGUGCGCGAUAGAUUCGUUGGCGAAAUAGAAAUGGCGUCCUCUCUGCGUCGCAUCUCGAGCCACGCUGGUGCUCUUCGAACCACGGUUGCCCAGUGGUCGAGGCCAUUCUCCGCCGAUGCACUCGUUGAAGUCAAGCCCGGCGAGAUCGGGUUGGUCUCUGGGAUUCCCGAAGAGCAUCUUCAUAGAAGGGUGGUAAUAUACUCACCUGCUAGAACAGCUUCUCAACAAGGAUCAGGGAAAGUUGGGAAAUGGAAAAUCAACUUCUUGUCCACUCAAAAGUGGGAAAAUCCACUGAUGGGUUGGACAUCUACUGGGGAUCCAUAUGCAAAUGUGGGUGAUGCUGCGCUAUGUUUUGACAGCGAAGAAGCUGCAAGGGCAUUUGCAGAGAAACAUGGUUGGGAUUACGUGGUUAAGAAACGACACACACCAUUAUUGAAGCCGAAGGCAUAUGCAGACAACUUCAAGUGGAAGGGCCCUGUAUUGGAUGGAAAAUGAUUCUGCAACUGGUGUUGUUUCUUGGUUAUAUGAUAGAGACAUUGUGCAACAAGGCUUUUGGUUUUCUAAUUUUGUUAAGAAAAUCAGUGAUCUCCAAAUGAACUCCUUGAUUAUAAUAAUUGGGACCCCCAUGAUUUAUACAUUUUUGCUACA
Molecule: messenger RNA, 694 nt
Organism: Ziziphus jujuba (common jujube)
Lineage: Eukaryota; Viridiplantae; Streptophyta; Magnoliopsida; Rosales; Rhamnaceae
Product: NADH dehydrogenase [ubiquinone] iron-sulfur protein 4, mitochondrial
Exons: 5
Coding region: 77-541 (154 amino acids)
Biological process (GO): electron transport chain
Source: RefSeq, a predicted model, not a curated record